GCUCUACAUUCCAUUCCGAGCAAAGAAUUUGUAAAUGCCAGCCGAGAAAGAAAAAUGGCAAAGAGGAGCUGUGCAUCGCACAGCCUCCAGCUCUCCCGUUAUAUAAGGAGCCACCAUGGCCGUCUCAGCCCAAUCGCCUUGUGUUCUCUCAGCUCUAGCGUCGUCCCUCCCCAAGAACCCGCCGCCGCCGCCGCCACUUCCAAGAGUCUCGAGGUCUCCAUCGACCGAAGCAGCGGGAGCAUGAAGCGCCUGCUCAGACGGCUCUCCCGCGUGGCCGCGGCCGACGCCUGCGCCGCCGCCGCAUACCAGCCGCUCCGGCACGACACGGUCGGGAAGGCCUCCUCCACGGCCGCUUCGUCGUCCUCAUCGUUCUUCGGCGCUCGAAGGCUCGGCCGCGGCGCGCGGGUGCCGGAAGGGCACGUGCCGGUGUGCGUCGGCGAGGAGGGCGGCCCCGUCGAGCGCUUCGCCGUGCGCGCCGAGCUCCUGGGCCAGCCGGCGUUCAAGGCCCUGCUCCGGCGAGCCGCGCAGGAGUACGGCUACGGCCACCCGGGCGCGCUCCGCAUCCCCUGCGCCGUGGCCAACUUCCGCCGCCUCCUCCUCGGCCUCACUGGCCCCGGCUGCCAGGCCACCGACGACGACGACGCCGCGCUCUACUACUAGCCUAGCGCUUCUUCCCCGUUUCACCCUCCUCGCUAGGCUGCCAUGGAGGGCUUGAUUGGAAAUUGGCCCCCUGGCAAAGGCAAAUGUGGGUGAACCAGCAGAGCCAAUCACCAGCUGCUGCGUUCUGACCGAUAUGCCCCCUGCGUGGAUGUUGUACAUACGGAAGUCUCAUCGUGUUGGUGGAGGGUAGGACGGGGAUUCCGCCGCAUUCGUCUUCUUCUUCUUCUCAGUGUUCUUCUAGCUAGCUCUAGAUCUAGUUCUGGUAGCUGCAGUGGAGCUUCUUCUUCCUCUUCUUUUGGUAGGGAUUUUGAGGUCUUGACAACACAUCAUGUAAGCCGCGGGCCUCAUGUGAGUGAAAUGGAUGAUUUUGCUACUGCAAAA
Molecule: messenger RNA, 1041 nt
Organism: Aegilops tauschii subsp. strangulata
Lineage: Eukaryota; Viridiplantae; Streptophyta; Magnoliopsida; Poales; Poaceae
Product: auxin-responsive protein SAUR71-like
Biological process (GO): response to auxin
Source: RefSeq, a predicted model, not a curated record